Molecule: messenger RNA, 1989 nt
Organism: Fusarium falciforme
Lineage: Eukaryota; Fungi; Ascomycota; Sordariomycetes; Hypocreales; Nectriaceae
Product: Zn(2)-C6 fungal-type domain-containing protein
Exons: 3
Coding region: 1-1989 (662 amino acids)
Biological process (GO): positive regulation of transcription by RNA polymerase II; DNA-templated transcription
Molecular function (GO): sequence-specific DNA binding; DNA-binding transcription factor activity, RNA polymerase II-specific; zinc ion binding
Source: RefSeq, a predicted model, not a curated record
AUGCCGGAAGACGACAGUUCCAGUGGGCCGCGGACCCGAAAACGGAAUCAGCUGGGACGGAGAAAUCCCAGGCUGCGCAUGGCGUGUCUCCGCUGCCAGCGACGCAAGAUACGAGAGCCGCCUCCUGAGAUUAGAGAAGCCUCGAGUGAAGCUGCUCUGGAUGAUACCACAGAUACCAUACUACACUCUCCUUCUGCUUUGCAGACCCAGGACUAUACGGAGGAAGUCAACGAAACAAUUACAGAACCAAAUAAUCAGCCUGUUAGGUCGGCUCCUGGGCCUACAGGGGCUGGUGCCCUGUCUCAUGAGAUUGGACUGGUGUCUCUGGGGACGAACCAAGACCCAAGAUACAUCGGCCCUUCGAGCGGCUAUUUCCUGGCGCGAGUGAUGCUCAACUCGGCCUCGAAGCAGGAUGAGAGGCUAAGCCGAUCAGGCCGCGAUACCCCUUUUCCCACCAAACUCGUUGAGGCGAUCCAAGGGCCUCUGCCUCUUCCCGCUCGAGAUAUGGCCAAGCAGUUGUGCGAUGCCUACUUUGACGCGAUACACCUGCAGUACCCUAUCCUUCAUCGGCCUACAUUCUUAAAGAUGUUGGAUCAGGCAUAUGAGCAGGAAGAAAAAGACCCUGUUGUUGCCUUUCAAGUAUUCAUGGUUCUGGCCAUAGGGGCUACUGUACUAUCCGGUCGGCUCAGGGCUCGCAUCCCAGCAGAAUCAUACUGCCUGUCUGCCCUACAGCAUUUGGAACAGCUCAACCUCGAGAACUCUCUACAAGGCGUUCAGUGCCUUCUCCUGCUCCUCGUCUUCACUAUUCAUAGCCCCUUUGUCCGCCUGAAUGUGUGGUACCUCAACUAUCACUGCCUCGCUGCCCUGCUUGACCUGGGCCUCCAGCGCAACAUUAACAUUGGCUCUGGGAUAUCUUUGCUGGAGCAGGAGAUGCGCGCCCGCAUAUUUUGGGUCAUUUUCUCUUUUGAUCGGAUUAUUGCAACCAUGAUGGGCCGUCCUAUUGGUGUGAGGGAUGAGGCGUGCGAACUUCGUAUGCCUCAAGGGUUGAGCGACAAUGAGUUUGGCGACGUAAACCAGUCACGGCUUCCAGAAACUGAGAAGGAGAUGGACUUUGCAAUGCAUCUCUUCAAGGCGGCCAAGCUCAACUCGGAGAUCAAGUAUGUUGCCAACAGCAUCAUCAGAGACUCGCCUAGUUACGCAUACCCCCCAGUCAUCGACAUCAAUGACUGGCAAAUAUCUAUGCUGCGUCAGUUGGAUGAGUGGGCAAGCCAGAUUCCUGUCUCUCCCAACGCGCCAUCCGAAUUCUAUCUGAGAACGACCUGUCAGCUGCGCUAUCACGGUCUGAGAAUGCUUCUCCUCAGACCCAGUCCCGCCAUACCCAAGCCUUCCAGUGAGGCUCUGGUACAGUGCCACCAGAGUUCUCGUGAGAGCAUCAAGUUGUUUGACAGCUUGUACAAGAAGAAUCUUUUGGUGCACAGUUGGGUGACUUUUCACGCUCUCGUUCUUAGCACCAUCACCUUGCUAUACUGUAUCAAAGUGGUACCUGAGAUUGCUCGUGAUACUGAGAUUGAUGUUUUGAUGGGAGAUCUAAGCAUUUCUCUGAGUGUGCUGAGCGCCACUGGUGAGCAUUGGUCAGGGGCAAAACGAAGCCGGGAUAUCUUGGAUGAGCUGGGAAGAUCAACGAUUCGAUGGCUACGAGACAGAAAUGGGCAGUUUAGCGUUACAAACAGUCGUGGAGCUACAGAAGGGCCCGUCAUCACGUCUACGCAAACCACAUUGGCAGGCUUGGAUGUUGGCAUCUCCUAUCCCAACACUACGCUGUCAAUGAGCAACAACGAGAGCAUGAACGCCUUCAGCGGAAACGCAUUUGAAGACUUUCUCAUGAACGAUACAUUUGCCGAAUACUUUGAAGCGACGGAUUCCAUCAACGUCGACACUAUAGUCCGAGACCUUUUCCAGGACUUUAUACCCACAUACCCAAGUAUAUAA